Molecule: messenger RNA, 1538 nt
Organism: Vigna radiata var. radiata (mung bean)
Lineage: Eukaryota; Viridiplantae; Streptophyta; Magnoliopsida; Fabales; Fabaceae
Exons: 2
Coding region: 170-1393 (407 amino acids)
Source: RefSeq, a predicted model, not a curated record
AAUUCCAUUUAAAUCGAAUCAGGAAUUGGAAAAUUCUGGUCUCUAUUCUCAAUUUUAAAACUAAAGGAACCCUUUUUAUUUUGCUGUUCAUCGCUAAUCUCUGAUCUCUAAUAGUUGUAUUCUCCACCGCCACUUUCAGAUCUUGUGUUUAGCUAUCUUGAAUUUCAAAAUGCCAAAAGUUAGAAGAGUGAAGUCCCCAUCUACUGAUUGCAAUCGAUCAUUUCCUUACCCAUCCACCUCCAGAAAUAUUGAGAUGCGUAAGCCUACGAAUUUGUCCGGAUCAGUUGAUGAAAUGAAAGAAUGGGAAGAAGCUAGAUGUCCUAUUUGCAUGGAACCUCCACAUAAUGGUGUUCUUUUGAAAUGUUCUUCCCACGAGAAGGGCUGCCGUCCUUAUAUGUGCAAUACCAGUUACCGCCACUCCAACUGCCUUGACCAGUUUUGCAAGUCCUUUGCUUCUCAUCUCUCAUCAGAAGUACUGGAAGAAAUUCCUGCCGCAAGCAGAGUAUCUCAUGGUCGAGAAGUUCAGCCAGAGCCUGGGCACCCAUCUCAUCUUGGGAGCCAGUUAAAACCAAAGCUCAUUUGCCCUCUUUGCCGAGGAGAAAUAUAUGGAUAUAUGCUUUUGGAUCCCGCUCGAAGCUACAUGAAUUCAAAACCAAGGAGUUGUUCUUCUGAAACAUGUGAAUUCCAGGGGACAUACCCAGAACUCAGGAAGCAUGCUAGGUCCGAGCAUCCUUCUGUUCGGCCAUCGGAUGUGGAUCCCUCGCGUCAGUGCGAUUGGUUAAGGAUGGAACAAGAAAGGAGUUUGGAAGAUCUUUUUAGCUCAAUCCAUUCAAGUUCUGGUGUUGAAUACAAUAGAAAUGCCAUUUUGACGGGGGGUUUUGCUGACUUGAUGUCCUCAUUCUUGUAUGAAAUCUUUAUCUCUAUUGAAGAUGUUAGCCGAAUGGCUAGUUUGAUUACUAAUUCCAGACACAGAGUGCCAUUAUAUGACAGAAGGUCUGGAAUAACGCACAGGGUAUCAAAUCAUACACAGGCAAAUCAAUCGGCUAGAUGGAGAUCCAAUUUACCUUCAGUACAUCAACUGGAGAGAAUUGCUAGGAGUAGUAGAGUGAGAACGAAUGUUCCAAUUCUAUCAUCCCGUGAUCUGGAGGCAGAGGCUAAUCGAACUGCCAGAUGGAGGACAAAUUUAUCAUCUUUAAGAACACCUCGUGAGGAGCAUCAGUUUUAUAGAGACCUCAGUUCUGAGGUCACAUCGUCAACAAGGAUGCCUCGGACCUCACAAGGUACUCAGACUAAUCACCAGAGCGACAUUUCUUCAUCUGGAAGGAUCCCAGGUCGUCAAUUACGUUGGCGUGAUCAAAGAUGGUCCACCAACAACAACUACUACCAACGAUGAGUGCCAAUAGAUACCAAACUCUUUCAUAUAUAUAUAUAUAUGUACUUCUGCUAUCUAUAUAUGCUCAUGGAGAUACCCAUCUAUCAUUAAACUCGUUUUAUUAGAUAUUUGGUUCAAUGAAAUCCUUUUAUUUGAGUUUCUUAAA